AUGGACGGGGCCCAGCUGCGUGAUGAGGCUGCGCAGGAUCGCCUGCGAGCUGCCAGCGAAUUUCUCGACCCGAACGAUGCCCGAGCCCGCAGCUACCGUGCGGAUAUUGUGGUGAUGCUGAAUCGAGGAUUACGGCGUCUGACAGUUAGCAUCGAUGAGAUCCGAGCGCACAACCGUGAGCUUGCAGAUGGGCUCCUCACGUCACCGUUCGAGUAUUCGCAGGCGUUCGACCAAGCACUGAAGGAUGUGAUCAAGAAUUUGCCCAACCAACUACCCAAACAGUCUUUGGAUGAAGUGAGCUACUAUUGCGCCUAUAUCGGAGCUUUCGGAGAGUUUUCUUGCAAUCCGCGAACUCUGGGAUCGCAGCACUUGAAUCGUAUGGUGUCGCUCGAGGGCAUUGUGACCAAGUGUUCCUUGGUCCGACCAAAGGUGAUCCAAAGUGUUCACUACAGCGAAAGGAAGGACCGUUUUCUUGCGCGGAAGUAUCGUGACCAGACCAUGACCGCGAGCGGUGCAACAAGCUUGAACGUCUACCCCCAAGAAGAUGACGAGAAGAACCCGCUCAUCACCGAGUACGGUUACUCGACAUACAUGGACCACCAGACUAUCUCCAUCCAAGAAAUGCCCGAACGAGCCCCGGCAGGUCAGUUGCCUCGAAGUGUCGAUGUCAUCCUAGACGAUGACCUCGUCGACAAGGCCAAGCCCGGUGACAGAAUCCAGUUGGUCGGCACUUACCGUACCCUCGGAAACCGAAAUGCAAGCUCCGGGUCGUCGACCUUCCGCACGAUUGUGAUGGCCAACAACAUUAUUCAGCUGUCUUCAAAGAGCGGUGGAGGGAUUGCCCAAGCAAACAUCACGGAUACGGACAUUCGGAAUAUCAACAAGAUUUCCAAGAAGAAGAAUGUCUUCCAGCUGCUUUCUCACUCACUAGCACCCAGUAUCCACGGGCACGACUACAUUAAGAAGGCCAUUCUGCUCAUGUUGCUCGGUGGAAUGGAAAAGAAUUUGGACAACGGCACUCAUCUUCGUGGUGAUAUCAACAUUCUCAUGGUUGGUGAUCCUUCGACCGCGAAAUCUCAGCUCCUCCGGUUCGUGCUGAACACCGCGCCGCUGGCAAUUGCCACGACUGGUCGAGGCUCCUCGGGCGUCGGUCUAACGGCCGCUGUCACAUCUGAUAAGGAAACCGGCGAGCGGCGGCUAGAGGCUGGUGCCAUGGUACUCGGUGAUCGUGGCGUGGUGUGCAUUGAUGAAUUCGACAAGAUGAGUGAUGUAGAUCGUGUGGCGAUUCACGAAGUUAUGGAGCAGCAGACCGUCACGAUUGCUAAAGCCGGUAUCCACACGAGCUUGAACGCGCGAUGCAGUGUCCUGGCUGCCGCCAACCCGAUUUACGGGCAGUACGAUCCGCACAAGGACCCGCACAAAAAUAUCGCACUUCCUGACUCUCUUCUGUCACGUUUCGAUUUGCUUUUCGUCGUCACAGAUGACAUUGAAGACUCCAAGGAUCGGACUGUGUCGGAGCACGUCUUGCGCAUGCACCGGUACCGCCAACCCGGCACCGAGGAGGGUGCACCGGUCCGAGAGCAAUUGAACCAGACCCUAGGUGUAGGGAUCGAAGAGCGCAAAGAUGCCAAUGCGCCGACGGAAGUGUUCGAGAAAUUCAAUGUUAUGCUUCACGGCGGCAUGGUCAACACGGGCCGCAACCGCGGGAAGAACGUGGAAAUCAUCAGUAUCCCGUUCAUCAAGAAGUACAUACAAUAUGCCAAGUCGCGUGUCAAGCCGAUCCUCACGAAGGGUGCUGCCGACCACAUUAUUGCCACCUAUUCCGCUCUGCGCAACGACGAGCUCUCCCGUAACCAGCGCCGCACUUCACCCAUCACCCCGCGUACUCUCGAGACACUCAUUCGAUUGUCUACCGCCCAUGCCAAAUCACGCCUGUCCAACCGCGUCGAUGAAAAGGACGCCAAAAGUGCCGAGGCCAUCCUGCGCUUUGCCAUGUUCAAGGAAGUCCUCGAGGACGAGCGCCGCAAGAGGCGCAAGGUGACUGCCUUCGACGAAGACUCAGACGACGAGAGCGAGCCCGACCUUGACGAUGACGAUGAUGACGACACGCCCUUCCGAGGUUCGACGACGGCCACGUCAACGCGGACUCGCGGCCCUGCGGCCACGCGAUCGAGCGCUCAGGUCCCCGACGACGGCUCCGAGGACCCUAACAGUCUGUAUACCCUCAGCCCGCGCGGCCAGCGCAUGCGCUCCUCACAGACGCGCACCCAGACGCAGACCGAAUCACAGAUAUCUGUGGCAUCCUCGCAGCCCGCCUCGCAGCUUGUCCAGUCCCAGACUGAAAACUCGCAAUCCACUGCUGCAUCGGACCACCCAAUCACUCCGGAGCGCAUGGCCGUCUUCCGCCAGACACUGGGUCCCCUGAUGGGCACCCGCGUGUUUACCGAUGGUGACAUGACCAACGUCAACGACUUGAUCGAGGCUGUGAACACGGCUGUUCGUGCCGCACCAACACUCGGCGCUGCACAUGUGUUCGCGCUCCCCGAAGCCAUCCAGGCCCUGCGGCUGAUGAACGAGGAGAACCUGCUGAUGUUCCUGGAGGACGAUGACAAUGUGUACCGGAUCUAA
Molecule: messenger RNA, 2628 nt
Organism: Penicillium alfredii
Lineage: Eukaryota; Fungi; Ascomycota; Eurotiomycetes; Eurotiales; Aspergillaceae
Product: MCM DNA helicase complex subunit MCM3
Exons: 8
Coding region: 1-2628 (875 amino acids)
Biological process (GO): DNA strand elongation involved in DNA replication; mitotic DNA replication initiation; double-strand break repair via break-induced replication
Cellular component (GO): MCM complex; nucleus
Molecular function (GO): single-stranded DNA binding; ATP hydrolysis activity; single-stranded DNA helicase activity
Source: RefSeq, a predicted model, not a curated record